Darwinula stevensoni is the source of this 276-nucleotide messenger RNA. The record is from the annotation of a GenBank genome assembly. NCBI's taxonomy places the organism in Eukaryota, Metazoa, Arthropoda, Ostracoda, Podocopida, Darwinulidae.
AUGAGUGUGCGACAUCUGCCUGCAAAUUACCACCACAAUAAGAAAGUAUCUAUCACUACACCUCUUUUCCUGGAAUUCCUCCAAUGCUUUGAUGCAAAAAUGGGAUGCAAUGGAAGGAAAAUUCUCCUCUUCAUCGACCAAUGCCCUGCCCAUCCACUGGGCAUCAUUAAGCUAAGAAACAUGGAAGUGGUGUGCUUUCCUGCCAAUUCAACGAGCCAACUACAACCCCUAGACCAAGGGGUGAUUGCAAAACUGAAGCAGAAGUAUUGGAAAUGA